Molecule: messenger RNA, 1195 nt
Organism: Planococcus citri (citrus mealybug)
Lineage: Eukaryota; Metazoa; Arthropoda; Insecta; Hemiptera; Pseudococcidae
Product: protein CREG1-like
Exons: 5
Coding region: 369-1055 (228 amino acids)
Source: RefSeq, a predicted model, not a curated record
UUACUCUUUUGCGAGUGUUGUGUAUGGUAGUCUGGUGAUAAAUUCGUUUAUUUAUAAAUACAUCAAUGGAAAUAAAAUAUUUUUUCUCCUACGUGAGUAACAUAACGUUUCCAUUGUCCUGAAUUUGUAUUUAAAGGGCAAUUAAAAUUAAAACAGAGCAAGAUGUGUAUCAACAAGUUUCAGUUAAAUUAAUCGUAUUCACCGCCUUGAACCUAUCGUACUGAUCAUCUCAUUAUCAUUUUAUACCUUCGUUUAGUGCAGAACGGUGUUCGGUUUGUUUUGAAAAUCACUUUUUUCCUUAUUUUCAAACCAGCAACUCGUACGCGAUUUUAAUUUAUGAAUGAAAUUUACGCGAAUCACGAUCGAAAAUGUUUUACGCGAGGUUGUUUGUGUUCGCCUGUUUAUUUAUUUUUGUACGAUGUGUAUUGGAAAUUAGUAUUGUGAAGAACAAUGAUGUGGUUCCACCAGCUGAUGAUGCUGUUUGCAUGGCUAGAUUUGUUGUUCAUAAUUCAGACUGGUGUUCCUUGGCAUAUAUUUCUAAGAAUGACGGAUCAACGUUAGGAUCUCCUUUAUCAAGAAUAUAUUCCAUAAGUGACGGUACAGCGGGUAACAGCUCUGGCAUCGUAUACUUUAUGGUUUCUCCUUUAGAUCUCACUAUUCAAGACUUACUUAAAAGUAAUAAUUGCUCAGUUGUAAUGAGUUUAGCCCAAACUCAUUACUGUCAAAUGAAGAAAUAUGAUACUCAAGACCCUCGUUGUGCUCAAGUAAUUCUCGAUGGAAAUUUUGUAUUUUUGGAAAAAAAGUCAAAAGAAAUCGACAUUGCAAAGGACGUUUUAUGGAGUAGGCAUCCUGUAAUGAAAACGUGGUACCACUUUGUUCUAACUCAUAAAUGGAUUUUUGCCAAAAUGGAGAUAACGAAAAUUGCUGUAGUUGAUAUGUUCGGAGGUCGCAAAUUUCCUUCGGUUUCGGAAUAUUUCACAAAAAAUUGUACGAAAUAUGUAAGCAAUUUCACAGAAAACGUCCAUUAUCUUAGAAAUGUACAAAUUUUAAAUUAAUUUUUUUUUCAAGUGCGCCAUCUCCUUUGUACUUACAUUUACGAUUUAGGAUAGUGAAUUAAUGAUUUAGGUGUAAUAAAAUUAAGUAGAUUUUCGAUUUGAAUAUUUUUUACUGAAUAAAUAAAAAAAUUACAUUUUUA